Molecule: messenger RNA, 1762 nt
Organism: Tricharina praecox
Lineage: Eukaryota; Fungi; Ascomycota; Pezizomycetes; Pezizales; Pyronemataceae
Product: phosphatidylserine decarboxylase-domain-containing protein
Exons: 2
Coding region: 75-1652 (525 amino acids)
Biological process (GO): phosphatidylethanolamine biosynthetic process
Cellular component (GO): mitochondrion
Molecular function (GO): phosphatidylserine decarboxylase activity
Source: RefSeq, a predicted model, not a curated record
CAGACGUCAUCGAAAGUAACCUACCUGGCACGCAGGAACAGAAGAUCGAUUCACUCCUCAAUCUGUCAUUCAUAAUGCCUCUCCCUACGCGUGCCGUGAGGACAGUGUGUCGGCUUCCCAUACGGUCAUCUCUCUCAUUUCCACGGAUUCCGACGCAACGAGCCGCCACGUGUCCCCUCAUCUUACGCCGGAAGCUCCAUGGCGGCCAACAGCAACAGCACCGACAAUCCUUUUUCAAUAGACUCGGCGAAGCGCUCAGAAACACGAAGACGGAAUGGUACGCGAUUCCAAUUGGUGUCGGCAUAGGUGUCGUGGGCUUCACACAGAUACGGAAGAACCAUUCGCGUAGCAAUGAGGAUGCCAGUGGCGGGGAAAGGUUACUUGAGGAGAAGCAGAUUCGCCCCAUGGGCUCAUGGCAAGUCCAAAUUCUCUCCACACUCCCACUCAAGGCCCUCUCGUACUAUUGGGGCCGCUUCAACGAGAUCCCACUUCCUCGUUUCCUCCGUGCACCAGGCUUCAAGCUGUACGCAUGGUUUUUCGGCGCCAAUCUCGAGGAGGUAGCGGAACCCCUCGACCACUACAGAAACCUCGGCGAGUUCUUCUACCGUCAACUCAAACCUGGAAGUCGUCCGAUCGACCCACGCUCCAGCUCUGUGGUCUCCCCCGCCGACGGAAAAGUCCUACAGUUCGGUGAAGUGCGAGCUGGUGGUGAAGUGGAGCAAGUGAAGGGAAUGACAUACUCGCUGGACGCGCUGCUUGGUGCACAAGGUGGGCCGAUCCACAGCGAAGGUGAAUCUCCGAAUGCGGCCGCCCUCGUAAAAAAGAAGCUGCAGGGCAAGGGCGUUGAGCCUGGGGAAACCACAGCACGCUACGGAAAGGGCGGUGACAGCGGCCCCAAUGCUACCGUGUACAAUUCGGAGGAAGAAUUCGCCAACGUUAAUGGCAUAUCUUACACACUUCCGUCACUACUUUCCGGAAAACCUUCCUCGAAGCCAUCCCCGGCCACCCACGAUGCGUCCCUUCCCGCCUCUACCAGCGCCGCCCUCGAGGUUGGCACGGAAGUCGCUAAGCCCUCGGGAACAAGCUGGUUCGCCACGCCGCAAAAGCGUCUCUUCUUCUGCGUCAUCUAUCUCGCCCCCGGUGAUUACCACCGCUUCCAUUCUCCUGUCUCGUGGGUCGUCGAGCAGCGCCGACACUUCGCAGGAGAACUCUACUCGGUAUCUCCCUGGUUGCAGUCGCGACUGAAGGAUCUUUUCGUCCUCAACGAGCGCGUAGUGUUGCUCGGACGCUGGCGACACGGAAUGUUCUCGAUGACCCCCGUCGGCGCGACCAAUGUAGGCAGCAUCAUAAUCAAUUUCGAUCGUGAGCUGCGGACAAACAGCUUCACCAAGGAUCCCACCGAGGCAACCGCGAAGAACGGAUUCGCCGAGGCCACAUACAAGGGUGCAUCUGCAUUACUGGGUGGCCAUCCCAUCACCAAGGGAAGUGAGAUUGGAGGCUUCCAAUUAGGUAGCACCGUUGUUUUAGUCUUUGAGGCACCAGCGGUGGCGGCCGAUCCAGAUGGUCCGCCAGUUCGGGGAGGUUUUAGAUUCUGUGUGGAGCCAGGACAAAGGGUAAAGAUGGGUGAAGCAUUGGGUGUUGUCGAGAUGUAACCAUCUGAAAAAGCAAAGUUGGUACAAAAUCAUCCACGAAGACUGUCACCUCUAUCCGUUCGUGCUGCGUUGCGCUAGACCAUAUCUCAGGAAGUGCAAAAAGAUCACAC